AUGUUAGCUGACAACCAUGAUCUGGACUCUUUGGACCGUGUAAAUCAACAGAAGCUCCUCGUCCCAGUGAAGGAUGUCAAACUGGAGGUUCCUGACAGUGUGAAGCUUCCACUCUGUGCUGUUCAGCACUCCUCGCAAACUCAUUUCCUGCUAAAAAACGUCAGUAGGCUCCAUGCAUCUUUUAAAUGGGACUGUGCGGCACCGUUUCAGCUGAGGCCCGAACAAGGCCUACUGAAAGCUGGUCAGAAGUGUUGCAUCACGGUGGUCUUUCAGCCACAGGAGGAACUGGUGUACCAGCAGCAGGCUUUCUGCAGAUUUGGAGAAGGGGAUAAAGCUGAUAACUGCAGCACUGUCCUUCUACUGGGAGAAGCAAAGUACCCCUAUCUUCAGUUACAAAUUCCCAGUAACAAAGAAGAAAAACACCAUGAGCAACCAGUGUUGCAUUUUGGGUCUGUGACAGUUGGCUGGAGUUUGUGUAAACGCUUUAGCAUCUUUAACCCAUGCCCUGUAAACGUGUCUUUUUCUCUGACACAAGUGCCCGGUGUUGAAACCUUGUUUGAACCAGAGUUUAGCUGUGAUAUCACCAGCGCUGAGUUGGCCCCUGGUGGAUCACGUCAAGCAACAGUCACUUAUUCUCCUACUGUGGUGGACACUGUUUCUGUUGAUUACUUGUCUCUUAAAUAUGGGGGCACACUCACCGAAUCUCAGCUCAAACUCACAGGAAAAUGCAUAGGUCCUAGAGUUUCCUUGUCCUCCACUGUUUUGGACUUUGGAUGUGGUAAAGAAGGACAAUCAGUAGUUCAGACAGUGCAGCUGUUUAAUUCUUCCCCUGUUCAGGCUAUCUACCAGUGGGAUAUUGACUGUGUGAACAGUGUAUUUAGUAUUCUACCAGCAAGCGGCACUGUGCUCCCACAUAGCCAUAUCAAACUGAAGGCAGUUUAUAAACCUACACACCCUUUGGCACACUACAGAAGAGUGGCAUGCCUCAUACUUCACAGGGAACCAUUGUUUCUGGAUUUGAUUGGUACUUGCCAUUCAGAAUCCCAGCAACCAGAAAUAUUGAAACCUGAACACAGACAUAACUCACUAGAUUCAACCACAAAGCAAGAUCAAAAUACACAUGAGGACCAGCAGGGGGUGCACUUUCCUACAGAGGAGACAAAUCAAAACCCAAACCGUGCUCCUGUCAUUUCUACCACCCCCACAGAGGAGUUUGAUCAAAUCAUCAUGGGGCGCAUGGAGAGCCUCACUUUAAAUCCUUCACCAUUUCCACUUGUAACCAUGGAGCCAAGUGAACUGCUGUUCAAUCACAAAAUUAUAUCUUCCACAGUGUUUUCAUCUUCUUUUGUUAAGUUUGUUUCCAUCAGAAGCCACACCAGAGGAAAUCUCAGACUGGUGUGGACUGUUGCUCCAGAUUCUCCCUUCUCAGUCACUCCCACAUCAUAUGACAUGGCCCCACUGACAUCCAAUGCAUUUCAAGUCACGUAUGACCCCAAACAGCUCAAUACCCUGCACGGAGGACAACUUGAGUGCUUUGCAUAUUAUAAGGACAGUUCUGAUGCACUGAUGAUGCAUCCACCCUGCUGUUUGACUGUCAGAGUCAUCGGACACUCCUUUCAGCCAGGAAAACAUUUUACACCCAGCUGCUUCUUGAACCCUUCUCAAGUGGUCUUUCCAGCCCUAGGUGUUAUUUCCUCUCGGACAGUGCUCCUGCAGAACAAUGCAGAUCUGCCACUCAGCUUCUGCCUGAACAUCUCAGACUACACAUCUGUAGAAUCCAUGCAUGUACUGCCAGGCUGUGGUUUGAUCCAGCCAAAGAAUCACCAAAUCAUAACCGUCAGAGCAAUUCCCACAGAGGACAGUCCCAAACAAGGGUUCAACUUAUCGCUACAGCUCAAUGCAGCUAAUUUCACAAAGGAACUAAGAGUUGUGAGUGUGGCGGAAAAGCCGUGUGUGUCUUUGGAAAGUGGCAGCAGUUUAUAUUUCCACCCAACGAUUGUGGGAUCAAAAACCCAGCGCACCCAUCACAUCAGGAACUUAAGCCGCCUGGCUGUACAGUUUCAGUGGAGCAUUCCAGAGGCAGAACAGAAGCUUAUCUCUGUCGAACCAGAUGCUGGUGAACUGCAUCCCAAUGAGCGCUCAAUCCAGACAUGGUUCUUCAGUCCUCUGGCAGAGAAAAUAUACACACUCAAACCCACUCUCAACUUUUGGCCAGUCCAGAGCGAUGGCUCUAACAAGUUGCAUCUUCCUCUUGAAGUGACCGGAAUGGGUUCAAUGGGCUCCAUAGAGACAGAGAAAGCAGUCAUAGAUGUGGGAGCGAUUGCAGUUGGAACCUGUCGAUUAAUUGAGAUUCCUCUCGUGAACAACAGCCCCUGUCCCGUCUCUUUUCAUCUCUCUGUACAGCAGAUACAAAUAGAUGUUCACCCUUAUGACUCUGAAGAGGAUGACAGUGCUCUUCAUCUGGAUUUUGAAACGGGAACUAUGCCCUCACAUUUCAAACUGCUACUCCCAUCAACUCUCAGAAUAUGCACACAGGCACAGCACCACUGGGCUAUCAGCUACCACAUUCUAAAUAGUAAUGGUCAUGAUCCAAGUCCUCCUCAGAAACUGUGUGAAGUCCAAGCUAAGGGGGUGUACCCCACCCUACAGGUGGUUGAUUUAUGUAGCAGUGGCAGUACGGGCAGACUCAGCAAGCCGCAUUUGUGGAAACUCUUCUCUUUGGAUAGCCUCAAUGAAUACCUGCUUGAUGCUCCCUCCCCUACAGAACUCACCUUCAAAACCCCAACAAAGCACAGUAUACGCAGUUGUCCUUCCUUCUUCACCAGUGUCAUGUUGGAUUUCAUCUUUAGUUCUGCUCCCCUUAAUUCAGAACCAUCAGAAAUUAUGUUGAUGUUUUACAACCCUGGUUCUGUCCGUGUAAACUGGGCAUUCUUAUUUCCAGAGGACCAGCAGAUGGGGCUGAAGGACUGGGCGGUGAGUGGAGAGUUCAGCAGCACAGAGCUGCAUUGGAUGAAGGUUCAAAUCAAUCAAAUAUUUAAUGUUUCCCCUAAAUCUGGAACUUUGCUUCCUGGCCAGAAGCAGGCAGUACAAUUCAUCUACAGUCAUGACUUCAUUGGAACAAAUCGACUUCUUGUUGUGUUCAAACUCACUUAUGGCAGAAAGAUCUUGCUAAACUUGCAGGGAGUGACAGUGGAGAAAGAGGAACCAUAUCUCAACUUUGCCCCUAAGCAACAUAUAUUCAGCCCUGUAGCAAUUGACGACACUAGUCCUCCGUGGCAGGUGUAUGAACUGUACAAUGGAGGAGCAGUGCCAGUACAUUAUGAAGUGGAUAAAGCUGUGUUGUCACAGCUUCAAGAGGACAACUUUAACCAUCCGGUGUUGAGCUGUCUCAGUCCAGAGGGAGAAGUUCCUCCUGGGAAGACAUCCACACUUGAGUGGAUCUUCUCUCCACUGGAGGCCAAGAUGUAUCAUAUGGAUAUUCCUAUUUACAUAAAAGAAAUGGUCUCCUCGAUAACUGUGAAGUUUGAAGGACGUGGAGUUGACUCGUCAACACUUGGCUCCUCCACCGUCUUUACGGACAGCAGUAGUAAGGCUGAUGUACACCGUGUCCAGAGGGAGCCCUUCCCAGGACAGGUGUUGUUCCUAUCAGAAGACAGUGUCUUUCUAGGCAAUAUUCCUGUUUGCGCACAGAUGUCAAGAAUCUUCUUCCUCACCAACGUGUCCCACACAGACACUCUUCACUAUACGUGGGAGCUUCCCCAGCCCAGGAACCAGCAGGUGGUGCAGCUCCAUCCAGAGCGAGGCAGUCUCUGUCCGGGGGAGUGCACCCUUUGUGUCCUGACCUUCAUUCCCACUGAUUACCCCACCGUUUAUCAACUUGAGCUCAUAUGUCAGGUUUUACAAGAGGCUUCGUUUGCUCAGUAUCGUGAUGAAUUGCGGUGCUGGGAGGAAGAGAAGGAAAGACAGCAAAACGAGUUCAUAAUCACAGACAAAAACAUCUUGAGGAGUCAAAGAGUUUUGAUGGAUGAGAAACCUGUAGCACCUCCUACAAGAAAAGGGCCACCACCACUCUUGAAAUACAAGCCUCUUCCUCCAAUCCCUGUCAGUAACAAAGCAGUUAGUAAGUUCGGUGUCACAGAAACAAGAGCUGAGCGACGGCUGCAACGAGAAAUGGCAAAAAUAUGGAGGCGGCCUCAACCCCCCGAACCCGCUCUGCUGCACCUAAGUGUUACAGCUCACUCCCAUGGAUCUAUGGAAUACUUCAAACACUUUCCUGACCAGUACCAUAAGUAUUACAGAAAAUUUCAGUCAAGAACAAACAACCAAACUGUACCACAUUCUCCACGUACAUCUGUCCCUGCUGGGCCGUUUACAUCGACUCCUGGCCCUUCGAGAGACAUCCAGGAGCGCAUCCUAACUUUUCUGCUCAAUGAUGUACUGGAGGAUUCAACCUUUGUCCAGUCUCUGGCUACUUUAUCUUCUAAGAUCCGCACUUACCAGCAGAUAAAAAUGUCUCCCACUCCACAUCCCCUUUCUACUUCUUCAUCUUCUUCUGAGCCUCGUGUUCUUUUUGAGACAGUCGACAGAGAGGGGGCUGAAGAAACACAGACUACAUUACAGCCUGAGCUCGCACCUGCUGAUAUGUGUGAGACUAUUUUGAUUAAUACACUUCAGAACCUGAUGACUGAAGCUGUCAGAGGAGAAUUUGACCUCACAGCACAUCCCUGAUCCGUUAUCCUCCCUCCUCGAUCAGUGAAGUGAAUACAGACUAAUGUCCAGA
Messenger RNA from Nematolebias whitei (Rio pearlfish), 4780 nucleotides. It is a transcript of the gene cfap65, whose product is annotated as cilia and flagella associated protein 65. The coding region runs from base 1 to 4728 and encodes 1575 amino acids. Lineage: Eukaryota; Metazoa; Chordata; Actinopteri; Cyprinodontiformes; Rivulidae. The record is from RefSeq and is a predicted model, not a curated record. The transcript is spliced from 32 exons.